AUUUAAGCCAAGUUUAAUGCUGAGAAGUGCAAAAAGAUUCAGUUUUUGUAUUCCCUUCAUCGAUGUCGUUUGAUAUCAGUUAAAUUCUUUAAAAGGGUUUGAUCAUACGAUCCAAAAAAGUCUCCAUUUUUAUAGUUUCUUGAUUGCCAUUUCUGAAGUUUUCUUGAAUUCAAAUGGAGGGUUUCUUGAAUUGUGUAAAGAUCAAUCUUCUGAAUACCCAUCUUACAAGUUUGUGAAUCUCUGAAGAGUUUAGGGUUCUCAAGAAAUUGAGGGUUGAUCAUAAGAUCCACAAAACGAGUCCAUUUUUGUAGUUUCUUGAUUGCCAUUUUAAAGUUUUCUUGAAUUCAAAUGGAGGGUUUAGAUUAAUCUUCUGACAUCUCAUCAUAAGUUUGUGAAUUUGUCAAGAGAUUGUAAGCUUCUUUUCUGGUUCAGGGUUUUCAAGAAAUUGGGGGAAACUGAGGGUUGAUCAUAAAAUCCACAAAAGGGGUCUUGACUGCCAUUUUUAAAGUUUUUCUUGAAUUCAAAUGGAGCGUUUCUUGAAUUGUUCAAAGAUUAAUCUUUCUGAAUACCCAUCUGAUAUAAGUUUGUGAAGUUGUGAAGAAAUUGCAAGUUUCUUUUAGGGUUUAGGGUUUCAAGAAAUUGGGGGAAAGAGGAUGGGAUUAGAUCGUCUGCUUCUUCUCACAGUGGAGCCACCAAUAAAACGGCGAGCAGGGCUACGGAGAAAACAGGCAGGCAGAGGUUCUUACAGAGGCAGCUAGGGUUCUGAAAAGGGUAAAGAAAAAAAAGUUUUUAGGUUUUCAAUUUUUGGAGGUUUUGAGAGUCAUAAUUCAUUAGUUUGGUGGUGAAAUUAGUCUGGGUCUUCCAAGAAAAACCUGUUCUACUUUUUGCGGCAAAGACGUUUCAGAAACAAUUGCUUUACUCUUAAGGGUAGUUCAGGUCUUCACAGAAAUAACUGCUCUGCUUUUUGGACAAACUGUCACUUCGGAUAUAGCUGCUUUACUCUUUAGGGUAGUUCCGGGUCUUCGCAGAAACAACUGCUCUACCCUACUGCCGCACUCGUUGGAGGUAGAGUGAGGUCAAUAGUCCAGGGUCUUCACAGAAACCGUUGCACUCCUCGUCAGGGCUACAUGCAUCUCACCUAAGACCCAACUUUCAAGUAAAUCUUUGGUUUUGGGUAGUGGGUUAUAAUCCGUGGUCUUCACGGAAACGAUUGUUCUACUCUUUGGGGCAAAGGUCAACGGUUGCUUUCGUUUUUGGGAUAGAGGUCUGGCCUACAUACUUUCACCAACAGCUUUCGAGUGGAAUUUACUGGGUGCGUUUGGUUUUGGAUUUUUGGUAGUGAGGUAUUGUUUAUGGUCUUCAAAGAAACAACUAUUGUACUCUUUGGGGAAAAGGUCAACGGUUGCUCUAAUCUUUGGUGUAGAGGUCUAGUUUGCGUACAUCUCACUAAGACUCAGGUCUCGAGUGGGAUUUAGUGGGUACGUUUGGUUUUGGUUUUUUCGAGGGUUGAAGCUAUUGUAGGAAGUUGGUUAGAAAAUUGUUCACUUGGUAAGAAGAAAGAUGGGAGUUAGUGCAUUACACCAAGCACUCGAGACUCUUUGUGUUAACGCUGAUUGGAAUUACGCUGUCUAUUGGAAACUCGAUCCUCAAGCUCGAAUGAUGUUGACUUGCGAAGAUGCUUAUUAUGACAAAAAUGAUCCUUCAGGGAGCAAACGGUUCGAUAAUUUGCCGGAUGAGCAUUAUGCGCAAGACCUUCUCGACCUAGCGGUUGCAAAGAUGUCGUAUCAAAGAUAUUCUCUUGGGGAAGGAAUCGUUGGUCAGGUUGCGGUUACGGAUAAACAUCUGUGGCUUUCUGGAGAUCAGAUCGUUAACGAUCCAUGUUUGUCCUUUGAGGAUUAUGAUGGAUGGAAAACUCAGUUUGCAGCUGGGAUCAGGACGUUCGUUGUUGUAGCCGUCGUUCCUCAUGGAGUCGUACAACUUGGCUCGUUAAAGAAUAUUUCCGAGGAUUUGAAGCUUGUGAAUCACAUCCGAGAGAUCUUUCUCGAGCUACAAAGCUCUUUAACGGGAUGCAUACCUAGCAGCACUAGUUCGUAUAAUGAUGCCGAUACUUCCGUGAACUUUAGAAUCAACAGGAUAUCAGAUCUUGAUCGAAAUAGGGAACUAGGCAUGCCCGUUUCUUUGAAUCCCCAUAUGCUAAUAAGCUCAGAUGAAAAUCUAGAAUCACAAAGCGAUACCGACGCCAUGAACGCCUUGAAAACGUCUUUUAAGUUUCCUGCCGGAUGUGAGUUGUACGAAGCUUUAGGACCAGCGUUUUGUGAACAAACCGAGAACCCCGUUUGGCGAACUGCCGACGAGAUGCUGGGAAUGGGCGGUAGCAAUCUAUUGACACCAAAUUCGGGCCCUGAACAUCUUCUAGAAGCGGUUGUGGCUAACGUUUGCCAAACCGAUAGCGAAUUUAGUAACCCAGUGAAGUGGGUCGAGCCAGAUCCGCCUUUAAACGAUAUGCAAACUAGCGGUUCGGGUUGUUACUCGUUUGAAAGUCCAUUUCUUGUAAAAGACGACAUGCUGACGAGCACCGAAACUUACGGUUCGUCGCUCGGGUUCUCGUCUGCAAGCCAUAGUAGGUGUAGUGAGCCAAGGUCACAAGAACCGGCUAACGUUGGAAAGAAACGGGCCCGACCGGGUGAAAGCGGCCGGCCUCGUCCCCGGGAUCGGCAACUUAUUCAGGAUCGCAUUAAGGAACUCCGUGAGCUCGUGCCCAACGGAUCGAAGUGCAGCAUCGAUUCGCUUUUGGAACGAACGAUCAACCACAUGCUUUUCAUGCAGUGUGUUACUAAACAUGCCGACAAAAUCGAUAAAUAUGCCGAAUCGAAGUUGCUCGGAAAGGAAACCGGCGUAAGAGGAUCUUGGGUUCACGAGCAAGGGUCAAGUUGGGCGAUGGAGGUCGGAAAUCACCUGAAAGUUUGUCCGGUAACCGUGGAAAACAUUGGUACGAACGGGCAAAUGCUGGUGGAGAUGAUGUGCGAGGAAGGCGUUCAUUUUCUCGAGAUAGCCGACGCCAUCAGGAGCUUGGGCCUCACCAUUUUGAAAGGCGUAACGGAACCUGACGGGGAUAAAAUCUGGAUGUGCUUCGUUGUCGAGAUCUUCUAUAAACCGGUAUCUCCAUGCUAUCAGAUGUUACAAGAUUAGAUGGUUAUCAGUCAAAAUAUGUACAAAAUAGAAAAUUUUGAAACUCUGUUACAUUGAUUACAAAAAGAAGUUUUCAAUUUUUACACUAAAUAGGAAGCAGACUAAACUUUGUUGUAUUUUAAUGCAUUUUUACGCCUGUUGACGUGCUCUUUUUGUUGCGUUUUAAUCGAUUGAUAAAACGU
This is a messenger RNA of Cynara cardunculus var. scolymus (artichoke), 3371 nucleotides long. Its product is annotated as transcription factor EMB1444-like. The transcript has 10 exons. Lineage: Eukaryota; Viridiplantae; Streptophyta; Magnoliopsida; Asterales; Asteraceae. Gene Ontology annotation, molecular function: protein dimerization activity; DNA-binding transcription factor activity. The record is from RefSeq and is a predicted model, not a curated record. Gene Ontology annotation, biological process: regulation of DNA-templated transcription. The coding region runs from base 1561 to 3189 and encodes 542 amino acids.